This is a messenger RNA of Protopterus annectens (West African lungfish), 4465 nucleotides long. RefSeq names its product GDNF family receptor alpha 1 (gene GFRA1). The transcript has 9 exons. Gene Ontology annotation, molecular function: signaling receptor activity. Gene Ontology annotation, cellular component: signaling receptor complex; external side of plasma membrane. Gene Ontology annotation, biological process: nervous system development. NCBI's taxonomy places the organism in Eukaryota, Metazoa, Chordata, Ceratodontiformes, Protopteridae. The coding region runs from base 1559 to 2968 and encodes 469 amino acids. The record is from RefSeq and is a predicted model, not a curated record.
AGCUGUACAGGGUGUUCCCAUACACUCUCUGUCUCCCUUCUCUGUGGUUUUCUGUUAGCUGUGGCCAGUCUGUGCUGGCGUCCAUUUCAGAAACACACCCGAUCGUUUAAAAUCCAAUUUCCAUUGUUGCACUUUUACCUGUCGGCUGGAGAAAUGCAGUUAAGGUCUGUUCUUGGGUCACAGGACCCCUCACCCAGCCUAGUCUGUAAAUGUGACGUCAUGAUCCAGCAGGGGAAUGUCGUCUUCGGAUUGGGUGCCAUCAAGGAAAGAAAGGUGGUGGUCGCCCUCCCCAUCAGUGCACUUUUUGUGUAUUGACUUGCAUCUAGUUGGUCAAACUGCAAAUCUCCACUUCUGCGUAAAAGAACUUAUUUUAUAGUACAAACCUCUUUCUGGUGUUACCACUUUAGUAAAGCAGUCUUCACAGACCUUCUUAAUUUUAUAAUGCAGGAACUAGCCUAGUGGGGGGGUUUCAUCAGAGUCCUUGCAAAGUGAAAUGGAUUAUCUGGGGAAGUGCUGAGCAAAAGACGAAAUACUUAAUUAUGUCCUCAUCCAAUGAGCCAGAUGGAUGCAACUAGACGGGAUGAACAAGCUGUAAAAACAAUAUUACUUCGGUUGGAGGUUGGCUGAUCAAAAGCACAAUUCUAGGACCAUUUUUGUCUUGCAUUUCUAGCGCGCAAGGUGAGAUUACCUGCUGCAACACAAAGGUGCGGUGCUGUCGGGAGUCUUGCAGAAGUUUCUACUUGGUCAUACUGCGAAGUCUCUCUAGCGUUAAUUAUAUUAUUACUACACGUAUUAUUUUUGUAGCAAUCAUCACUCUGUGAAAGUCUGAUUUUAUCUCUUUGACUGCCCUAGGGAACACGCUGGAUGUGUAGCAGCACCGGUGAUGGAAGUGUAGAUACUGACAUUGCUGGAGUGGCUGGAGAGCCUAAACGGAAAUUAAGAGGGAGAUAGUGAGUGGGAUACUAAUAAUAACCAGUAUCUUGGAGCGGAGCGCAGUCCCAGGCAUUCUCAGCCAGCCAGUCCGACCCUUGCUAAUAAAGCCUGGAAAGUAAUGGACACUGCGGAUAUGAGCUGGAGCGAGCGCAGCAGGAGCAGCAGCGAGCUGGUGAGCUGAGCAGGAGGUCUCACAGCUCAGUGCACAACUGCGCACAGGCAGUGGGGGAUCGGAGGGAGCUGGUGGGCAAACUGCAUGGAUAUACAGCCAGAGCUGGAUUGGGGGACCGAAGCAGCACCACUAAAGACUGACAACCUGUGUCGGAAGACCCUUGGCCACACAAUUUACACGAUCACUGCAGGGCUACUUGCACUUCAUCCGCUGGCUAGCUUUUCACCUGCGUUUUCCUAGGAAUUAGCUGGGACAGGACAACAACAGAGGGAUUGCUAUACGCGUUCCAUAUACUUCUGAUUACUGGAAUAAACUUGAGGGAUUAUUUUCUCGACUAGCUGGAUCUUAAAUUAUUGUUGCUGUACACUUGCUUUGGAGUACGUGUGUGUUGAAAUCCAUACAGGAUAAGGAAUACUGUUUACCUUUUCUGCUGAAGACGGCAUCAUCAUCAAAAUGUUUUUAUCCGCCUUUUACUUUCUUCUGGUAGUAAUGGAUAUACUUCUGUCUACGGAAGUGAACAGCAUGGACUGCGUGAAAGCCAGCGAACUGUGCCUGCAAGAUCAGAGCUGUAGCACCAAGUAUCGAACUCUUAGACAAUGUGUGGCAGGCAAAGAGGGCAACUACAGUAGCAUGGUAAUUGGCCCUGAGGCCAAGAGCGAAUGCAGGACUGUAAUGGAGUCGCUCAAGCAGAAACCCCUUUACAACUGUCGCUGCAAGAGGGGUAUGAAGAAAGAGAAGAAUUGUCUGCGUAUUUACUGGAGCCUCUACCAAAGUUUGCAGGGUAACGACCUUCUAGAGGACACUCCAUACGAACCAGCUAACAACAGACUGUCUGAUAUAUUUAGAUUAGCUCCUAUCAUCUCAGGAGAGCCAGUAGUCUCAAGGGGAAACAGCUGUCUAGAUGCAGCAAAAGCCUGCAAUCUGAACGAUACUUGCAAAAAACUUCGAUCUGCUUAUAUAAGUCCUUGUACCACAAGUACGUCAAAUGAAAUUUGUAACAAGAGAAAAUGUCACAAGGCCCUGCGACAGUUUUUUGACAAAGUUCCCCCAAAGCACAGUUAUGGAAUGUUAUUUUGCUCCUGUCGAGACACAGCCUGCAGAGAGAGGAGGCGUCAAACAAUUGUCCCUGUUUGCUCAUAUGAUGAGAAAGAAAAACCAAAUUGCUUGAAUUUGCAGGAAACCUGCAAGAAGACUUAUGUUUGCAGAUCCCGGCUUGCAGAUUUCUUUACAAACUGCCAGUCAGAGACACGGACUGCUAGUGGCUGCCUUAAAGAAAACUAUGCUAACUGUCUGAUAUCUUACUCUGGGCUAAUUGGCACUGUUAUGACUCCCAAUUACUUAGAGAGCAGCGUAAUUAGAGUUGCCCCAUCAUGUGACUGUAGUAACAGUGGGAAUGAUAAAGAAGAAUGUGAAAAAUUUUUAAAUUUCUUCAGGGACAACACGUGCCUUAGAAAUGCAAUCCAAGCCUUUGGGAAUGGAACAGAUAUAAAUGUAUGGCAACUAGCUCCACAGGCACAAACUCCCACAGUAACUACACUAUCAUCCUCAAAAGGGAAGGGGAAAUCGAUCCUAACUAAUGAGGUCACCACAGCAGAUGAUGCCAAUGCAUUUGUUUCAUGUUCAAAUCUACAGGCACAAAAGUUGAAAUCCAAUGUGUCCAUGGAAACAGAACUCUGUAUUCCUGAGCAACCACAAAUUCCAGUUGAGAGGACUAGGGGAGGUCCUGAUGGAAAUUCCAUAAGCCACAUAGCCACAGAAAAUAGCUCAGUUUCUCUUGCCCAGGCCUCCUGGAAUCCUGUGCUGAUCUUACUUGCAAUUACGCAUUUCACCCUCCUAAUUCCGUAUUUAAUGGACAUAUUAUAACUCUGCUAAAUAAGGAACAUUAACAUUACAAUGUGUUCCAUCUCCUCUGUUGUUGUUUCCAAAAUUCUUAUCCUCGAAGCUAUUAUGAAGCAGUUUCAUUGCAAAUGGAAGUAGCAGCUUCUUUUGAUACCAGGAGCUGGGAAGAUACCUGAUGCAGUGAGACGUUCCAAGCAGAAAUGACUUUUGUGCAUAAAGAAUUUGAAAAAAAAUUACAAUAUUGCAGAUUGCUUGGGCAGUGGCAUAGUAUGCCAGGGAGGAAGAAUGCAUUCUGCCAGUUUAUAACAUGUUUCUUCCUUGAAUCACACAAGAUUGUGGAUACCGUCAGUAGGAUGUUUAGGUUAAAACUACACAGAGCAGGUUUUCACUUUGUGAUCAGAUGGGACACUCUGCUGUUUUCUUUACUUGAUGAAUUACUACAAAUGUUAAAAUAUUUCAUUGUACAGUGAGUUUCCAUUUGCUGUUUGUGUGUUGUAAGAGCUUCUACAUCCAAGUCAGAGAAUAAUCAUAUCUGCAGUGACUCAUAACAAUGUGUAAUAUAUGCUUUUUGGUUACUCUAGCCAAGUAUACUUCAGACUGCAAUAUGUUUGUAACAGCUUCUACAGUUAUUAUUGUUAUCUGCUAGCCUUAAUAUGCGAUAAAUAUUUCUUAUAACUGUCACAGUCUAAACUGUGGUGUGAGUGCUGAUACAGAGGUAGAUCUUGGAAUCGAAGAUUUAAUUAAUUAUUGCAAUCGAUCAGAGCAGGACCAGUAUUUUUAAAGCUACCCAUUUAAACUUAAUGUAUGUAUCAUACCUCUCCAAGUCUGAUAUACUAUAAAUUCAGUGAGAGCUGUUUCAUUUAAUUUGCUACUUAUUUUGACAUAUUUGCUAGUUGAAUAAAUAAUAAAUCAUCAGAUAACUAAAGCUUUUUUUAAAGUGGAAUAGUUUCUAUUAAAUAGCUUUGCCAUCACAAGAAAAGCAGCUUGGUGUGAUGGAACGCUCUCUGUAUAUUAAAUGAAUCAAUCACGCAGUACUGCAUUCAGUGCUGAUACCAAUAAGAUGAUUUUCAGAAUCUUCUGGAGACACACUUCCCUUCACUCAAUUAAUCAUCUUUUUUUCCUCAGUCCCAUGCACUGAGAAUGUUUUUGUGUGUAUAAGAGUGCUAAAAAAAAUCCAGUUUUGUAAUCUAAGAGGCACUUAAAUCUUUAUGGGGAUAUAGGUACAAUAUUAUCAAUUAUUUCCAAGAAGACAUGUAUUAGGCACCAAUAUGUCAUCUGAAUUUUAAAUUAAGCAGUAACUAGAAAGGAAUGAUUUAUUGCUUCAGAAUAUUCUGCACAGCAUUCUGUUACUGGUUAUACUGAAAGUGUCUACAUUAUAAACUUGGAUUUUAAAAGAUAUAUGGUACUGAAAAGAUCUGAAAGUAAAAAAUAAACUCAUUGUUAUUUAUACCGAAAAAGAUGAAAACAUUUACAGCAUCUUUUAAGAAAAAAAAAACAUCAUUAAAAAUGUUUACCCUUUAA